AUGUCUGAUACUGAAUUCACCCUCAACACCGGCGCUAAGAUCCCCGCUCUGGGUCUGGGAACAUGGCAAUCUGCUCCUGGUGAGGUCAAGAAUGCCGUCUCUCAUGCUCUCAAGGUCGGCUACAAGCACAUUGAUGCUGCAUACGUCUAUGGCAACGAGGAUGAAGUUGGUGAGGGUCUCGCCGAGGGCUUCAAGUCGGGCAUCAAGCGCGAAGAUGUUUUCCUCUGGUGUACCUACCACAGCAGAGUAGAGGAGAACUUGGACCUUAGUCUAAAAUCCCUGGGUCUUGAUUAUGUCGACCUGUAUCUCAUGCACUGGCCAGUCCCCAUGAACCCCAAAGGCAACGACCCGAAAUUCCCCAAACACCCCGACGGCAGCCGCGACCUCGACACCACCUGGUCCUACACCCAAACCUGGAAAGAAAUGGAAGCCGUCCUCGCAACCGGAAAGACAAGAGCCAUUGGAGUCGCAAACUUCUCUGUUCCCUUCCUCGAGGAACUGAUGAAGGAAGCCAAAGUCACUCCCGCAGCCAACCAGAUCGAAAACCACCCUUAUCUGCCUCAACAGGAGAUUGUGGAUUAUUGUAAAGACAAGGGAAUUUUGAUUACUGCGUAUAGUCCUUUGGGAAGUACUGGGUCGCCGCUGUUCCAGGAAAAGGAGAUUCAAGAGGUUGCGAAGAAGCAUGAUGUUUCGCCUGGAACAGUGUUGUUGAGUUAUCAUGUCGCUCGUGGAAGUUCCGUCAUCCCCAAAUCGGUGACGCCGUCGCGUAUCGAGGAGAACAUGAAGUUGAUCAAGCUCGACUCUGGCGAUGUGAAGGCGCUGGACAAUAUCGCAAAGACACAUCCUCCCAACCGCUUUGUGUACCCUGCCUUUGGCGUCAAUCUCGGAUUCCCUGAUAAGCAAUAG
Aureobasidium namibiae CBS 147.97 is the source of this 906-nucleotide messenger RNA. RefSeq names its product Aldo/keto reductase. The coding region runs from base 1 to 906 and encodes 301 amino acids. Gene Ontology annotation, cellular component: cytosol. NCBI's taxonomy places the organism in Eukaryota, Fungi, Ascomycota, Dothideomycetes, Dothideales, Saccotheciaceae. The transcript has 7 exons. Gene Ontology annotation, molecular function: aldose reductase (NADPH) activity. The record is from RefSeq and is a predicted model, not a curated record.